CUGGUUCUCAUCAACACAGCCUACUUCAAAGGAAGGUGGAAUGAGCAAUUCAACAAAACGUACACAAGGGAGAUGCCUUUUAGAGUAAACCGGGAGCAAAGGCCGGUGCAGAUGAUGUUUCAGGAAGGAGCGUUUAGACUCACCCACAUAGAGGAGGUGCAGGCGUAGGUCCUCGAGCUGCCCUACGCAGGCGAGGAGCUCAGCAUCAUCUUGCUCCCUGAUGGCCACGUGGCUCUGAGCUCGGUGGAAAAACAUCUCACUUUUGAGAAAUUCCUCGCCUGGACCCACCCAGACUGCAUGAAAAGCACAGAAGUGGACGUUUUCCUCCCGAGAUUUAAACGGGAAGAGGCUUAUGACCUGGGGCCUGUGCUGCAGGGGCUGGGGGUGGUUGAUGACUUCCAGCAGGGCAGGGCUGACUUCUCGGCCAUGUCAGCCGGCAGUGACCUGUGUCUGUCCAGGUUUGCGCACAAGAGUUUGGUGGAGGUGGACGAGGAAGGUGCGGCCACUUUGGCCGUGACAGUGGUGGAGUGUUGCAUGGAGUCUGGACCCAGGUUCUGUGCCGACCGCCCCUUUGUUUUCUUCAUCAGGCACAACAAAGCCAGCAGCAUUCUAUUCUGCGGCAGACUUUCCUCCCCAUAG
Lipotes vexillifer (Yangtze River dolphin) is the source of this 639-nucleotide messenger RNA. Its product is annotated as serpin B9. Gene Ontology annotation, cellular component: cytoplasm. Gene Ontology annotation, biological process: negative regulation of endopeptidase activity. NCBI's taxonomy places the organism in Eukaryota, Metazoa, Chordata, Mammalia, Artiodactyla, Lipotidae. The record is from RefSeq and is a predicted model, not a curated record. Gene Ontology annotation, molecular function: serine-type endopeptidase inhibitor activity.